Molecule: messenger RNA, 1080 nt
Organism: Mollisia scopiformis
Lineage: Eukaryota; Fungi; Ascomycota; Leotiomycetes; Helotiales; Mollisiaceae
Exons: 2
Coding region: 110-874 (254 amino acids)
Source: RefSeq, a predicted model, not a curated record
CCCACAGUUCCACCAGAAUCUUCAAAAACAAAGCCUUGAGAGCAGUCGCAAUUGAUUUAUCCUCUUCUCGUAGUGCAACUGACAUAUCUGAGUAGAGAAACACCUCGAAAUGUUCGAGACUGUCACAGCGGCCCGUCCUUCCACCUGGACUAAUGGCUUCUUUCGCAGACUGAUGCUACACUUCAAGAACGGAUUUUCGCACAUCAAGAAUGUUUGUCAAGUUACUCUAAGACUUGGGUGGUCACCGUGGCACGCAUCCCGCAUAACAUUCAGGCAUAUUUUGAGAACCACUUCAUCUGAACGAGGAGCCGUCAUUGAGCGUUUUAUUGCUGUUAAGCAACGAGAGUUGGACACAGUAGCCGUUGCCAGUGCUCUCGUGGCGUCCGUUGUAGCAAGCCUACUGUCAUGGUCCUGGUUCCCAGUGCCUCCAUACACAGCCAAGAUUGCUUUACUUUGCGCUUUGGUUCAUUCGCUUCUUGCAGUUGGAAUAGCAGGACAGCAAUCUAUCGCUCUAGGUCGAGCUAGCCUCCACUCAGGUCACUGGGCUUUUUUCAUGCCCACCAUUUCUGGCCGUGCACGUUACUUCGAUGAAUCUGAAAUUACCGAUGCUAGUCGACUGCAAUGUUUUGCAUGGCAAAUACCGUCAAUGCUAGUAGGGAACAGCAUAAUUUUCAUACUAGUUGGCAUCGCUAUUAGUGUCUUUAGUGCAGCCAGAAAAGCGGGGUGUUGGGGAGAUGAGGUUGUAACUGCCAUCUGCCUUACAAUUUCCUUGCUGUUUGGCUUAGGGUCCUAUUUCAUCUCCUGGAUGAGUAUUGAGUGGAAAAUCUUGGAAGAAAUAGAGCAUGAUACCAAGAUACCAGAUUCUAAAGCAUAGACAUCAUUAUCAUAUCAUGAAGAGCAAGAAGAUCCGGCUGUCAUGUUAAACACCAAGGGAGGCGGCGCGAGAAGAUUUUUGAGCGAGACUACAAACAGAGGGCGGGCUUCGGCUCUCUACUUUGAGCUAAAGACUUUUUCUUGUAUUUGAAUUAAGCUUGAACGCGUCCGUAGAACAUGUAAUUAGUUUGAUGCAAGCUCCAAGGC